UAAAUCAAACCAGUACAAGCCUCACCCUGAAAUGUUCUGCUGCUAGUAACUUAAGCUAUUGUUUCAAGAAGGCGCACCGAGUACAACCUGGAAUAAAAGAAUUGAUUUUGAUAGGCGUUUCCUUUUCCCAACCACACCCCGUCUCAGUUGAAACUAAUAAUGAAACCCUCGAGAUCCUCAGAAUCAGGGCGGAAAGAGGAAACGUACCUCAUGUGCUUCAUGCAGUUGCUCAAAACUGCUCAGCGUUGACCAAGCUAGACUUAGCUUUUGACGUAGAGGAUUAUCAGAAUGAGGGGGUACAUAGGCGCUCGUCGACAUCGUCAAUUUUCCACAGGCUGCGCUUUCUAGAACUCACUGUGGGGCAAUUUACUCUGAAGGACCUUAUAUCUGUUAUGGAAGUGGUCUCUGCCUUGUAUCAAAAUAUCCAACAUCUCACCAUCAAUGUGAAAGAUCAUUAUCAGUCUGAUGACAAGAGCCUCAUCAGUAGUGUGAGCUUGCAGCUACAUCACUUGGAAGAUCUUAGAUUUUCUAGUACGGGAAUGGAUCUGAAGGCAAAAAAAGACCUACAAUUGACAGUGCAUGUGCUCUGUCCCCAACUGGCACCCAUAACGUCCCGGGGUGGCGUUUACUUCUUUCGGCGGAUCCACGGCGUGUCAGGCUACUUGGAUCAUCUUGGUGGGGAAUUAUCCAUCCCUGCUCACAAUGUAAAGCUUUCCAUUCCUCCGGGAGCAUUGGAAGACAGUGAGCAGAUCAGCAUCGAGGUUUUCACUGACCUACCAAAGAGCAUCAAUCUUCAAGACAACGAAAUUGUGGCGAGCUUCGGGUUCAGAUGUUUUCCAUCGGGAACGAUUUUUAAGAAGCCACUUACUCUAUCGAUGCCUCACUGUGCGGUUAUUAACGAUAACGACGUGGUGGGAAUUGUUCUACACUUUGAAAGUGAUGAUGAAGGUACUAUAUUGUUUUUGUUAAAUAUUAUUGUUUGGUAGAGGUUGUUUUUUUCUUCUUCCUUUCUUUAAAUACUAUAAUAUC
This is a messenger RNA of Strongylocentrotus purpuratus (purple sea urchin), 1029 nucleotides long. RefSeq lists its product as uncharacterized. Lineage: Eukaryota; Metazoa; Echinodermata; Echinoidea; Camarodonta; Strongylocentrotidae. The record is from RefSeq and is a predicted model, not a curated record. Gene Ontology annotation, molecular function: netrin receptor activity. Gene Ontology annotation, biological process: netrin-activated signaling pathway. The transcript is spliced from 2 exons. Bases 393 to 986 code for a protein of 197 amino acids. Gene Ontology annotation, cellular component: membrane.